This is a messenger RNA of Aedes albopictus (Asian tiger mosquito), 1654 nucleotides long. Its product is annotated as protein takeout. Lineage: Eukaryota; Metazoa; Arthropoda; Insecta; Diptera; Culicidae. The record is from RefSeq and is a predicted model, not a curated record. The transcript has 4 exons. The coding region runs from base 472 to 1215 and encodes 247 amino acids.
GCGGCGCGCGGCGCGUACGCAGCACGAUUUAGAAUGAGAAUCCCGCGCUGACAAGGGAACAUUCUAUAAAAGGCACCCGAGCGAACGGGCUUGAAAACAGUCGGCUUCGGUUUUGCGCCCAGUCAGAGUAGGAGGAGAGUGAAGGAAUUUCCUGGACUCGCGCAUUGUGUUCCCAAGGGUAGUCCUGUAUGUGAAGAAUCCUUUGUGUGUCGCUCUCAUCUCGGUUCGCUGUGUUGAGGUAUUUUUCGAGUUAAGCUUCCGGUGAAGAGUUUUCUGCUCAAGGAUAACCAGUGAAAGUGAGAAAGAGAGUCGGUUUGUUUGCGCACUAGGAAGCACUGGGCGAGUGCUUGAGUCGGUGCAACGAACAAAGAAUAAAGGGUCUCAAGUUCAUGGACUCUAGAGAAGUGCUGUGAAAGAGGUGACUGGAUUGAAAAAUCGGAGAAGUUAGUGAAUAGUAAUUGCAUAGGAAGAAUGAAAGCGAUCAGUGUAAUUUUACUCAUUGGAGUCGUUCUGAGGAUAGAACCCAUUCAUGGAGUAAUACCUCCGACCAUCCAAGUGUGUAGGCGAAGCAACCCCGACAUUAGCAAGUGCAUCACGGACUCGGUAAAUGCCCUGAGGCCGCGAUUGGCCACCGGGAGAAUUUCCGAUGAGUUCUCGAUCCCACCGCUGGAACCGCUGGCUCUGGCCUCCGUCAACAUGGACCGAGGGGCGGAGUUCAAGGCGACCUUCAGUAAUUUGCUGGUGAAUGGUCCCAGCAAGUUCCAAGUCGACAAUCUCAAAGUAAACCUCGACAAACUGACAUUCGAUUUCAACAUCUAUCUGCCGAGGCUUUCCUUCCGUGGAAAGUACGACCUCAAGAUCAAACUGUUGCUACUCAACAUUGCCGGCAAAGGCGACCUCAAUGGUGUCCUAGAGAACUCUCGAGCACGUGUCAAGCUGUUCUGCGAGCGCUACGAUAGGGACGGCAAAGCGUUCAUGCGCGCCAAGCGGCUUGCCGUCAAGAUUCAGAUCGAGAAGGGUCAGUUCGAUAUGAGGGACCUGUUCAACGGUGACGCGGUGUUGAGCCAAGUGGGCAAUCAAUUCAUCAACGACAACUCGCGUCUCUUCCUGGACGAGCUGACGCCCGGUUUGGAGCGAAGUCUGUCCGAGACCUUCAAGAACACUGCCAACGAAAUCCUCCAGCUGGCCACCAUGGACGAAAUCUUCCCAGCGUAGUGCAUCUUUGCGCUUCGGUUUCCUGUUCAGUUCCUUCCCUGAUUGGUGGGGGAACAAUCACCAAAAGUCAUCCUCAUUCCGUUCCAUAAACCUUAGAAAUUUAAUUGAUUAAUUCUGGUUUGGGCGUAUAAGGCUCCGCAAUUACUAUUUGUUACUAGAAACCUUUCCAAUCAUCCAUCCUUCUACUACCCCUUACCGGAUUUCCUGCAAAUGGUGUUACUUACUGGAAUAAUGUUGUCUGUGAUGAGCUAAGAGUUAUAUGUGUGUGAGUGCUUUUAAAAUCGAGUCUUAAUUAAAAGAAGAAAAAAACUAGUUUAUAAGACAAUAUACAAUAUACAUCGGAGUAUUCAAUGCGAAGAAACGCAACCAGACUUCGAGAAGGUAUCGUCUUCCCCUGGGUUGCGAACGAAACGAAUAAAAUUAGAACUGAAACUCCUGA